Messenger RNA from Fraxinus pennsylvanica, 1026 nucleotides. The record is from the annotation of a GenBank genome assembly. NCBI's taxonomy places the organism in Eukaryota, Viridiplantae, Streptophyta, Magnoliopsida, Lamiales, Oleaceae.
AUGCCUACGCCACCCCCAAUAUCGGUUCUCAUCCUCGUACCACUACUCUUCUUCUUCUUCUGUACUGAGCCCGUAAUUGCAUGGCGCCCAUGGCCUAAUCAAACCCUCAACAAAACCGACUUCAUCUUUGGUGGUUCAAAAAAAUAUGAGGGCUCAUCGGAAUUUGUUCAGUUGAAGUAUCACAUGGGACCUGUACUCACCGCCAAUAUUACCGUCUAUCCUAUUUGGUAUGGCUCGUGGCAAAACUCCCAGAAACGUAUAAUCCGCGAAUUCAUCAGCUCAAUCUCCUCCGUAGAAGCCAAGCCGCCGUCGGUGGCCGGGUGGUGGAAAACCGUCCAGCAAUACACUGAUCAGACAGGUGCGAAUAUUUCACGUUACGUUCACAUUGGUGCUGAGAAGAACGACCGGUUUCUCUCCCACGGGAAAUCACUAACCCGGCUUUCAGUUCAAUCAGUUAUAAAAUCCGCCGUGACCUCCUCCACCCGCCCACUUCCGAUCAACCCCAAGAGCGGGGUGUACCUUUUACUAACCUCGGAAGAUGUGUACGUACAGGAUUUCUGUAACAAUGUCUGUGGGUUCCAUUAUUUUACCUUCCCCUCCAUUGUCGGGUACACUCUACCGUACGCCUGGGUGGGUAACUCUGCUAAACUGUGCCCCGGCGUUUGCGCGUACCCCUUCGCCGCGCCGGCGUAUAUUCCAGGCCUGAAAGCGGUGAAAUCGCCAAACGGCGACGUAGGAGUCGAUGGGAUGAUAAGCGUGAUUGCACACGAAAUUGCGGAAGUAUCCACGAACCCGCUGGUUAACGCCUGGUAUGCGGGUCAGGACCCGGUUUUCCCAGUGGAGAUUGCUGAUCUUUGCGAGGGAAUUUAUGGAACCGGAGGUGGAGGAUCAUAUACCGGGCAGAUGUUCAACGGUGUAGAUGGUGCCACGUACAACAUGAAUGGGAUCCGACGGAGGUUCUUGGUUCAGUGGGUUUGGAACCAUUUGGUGAAUUACUGCACUGGCCCGAAUGCACUUGAUCAGUAA